Molecule: messenger RNA, 1437 nt
Organism: Mycosarcoma maydis (corn smut)
Lineage: Eukaryota; Fungi; Basidiomycota; Ustilaginomycetes; Ustilaginales
Exons: 1
Coding region: 1-1437 (478 amino acids)
Biological process (GO): proteasome-mediated ubiquitin-dependent protein catabolic process
Cellular component (GO): cytoplasm; GID complex; nucleus
Molecular function (GO): ubiquitin protein ligase activity; protein binding
Source: RefSeq, a predicted model, not a curated record
AUGGAGGCAGUGCAAAAGGCGCUCGAGCAGGUCGUCAAGCGCGCACCUGGCUUGCAUUCCAACUCAACGUCGGCUAAAACCGCCGCCACGCAGCCGUCAGUGCACGAUUCGAUCGACAAGCUAAUCGCACAAGUGGAAGCUGCCAAGGCUGGCAUUGCUAGCUCUUCCUCCUCGCCGGACCCAGCAGUACUGCUAGCCGAGCUCAAGUCGUCAGUCGAAGUAGCACAAAAGUCUAUCCUUGAACGCCAGAAAGAGUUUCACGCGGCGCUAUCCAAGUCGACAAAGGCGCUCGACAAAAAGUUUACCAUCGCAAUCGAAGGCGUCGCAGAUCCUUCGCUCUUUUCUUCAGCCGAAGCUCAGAAUGCGCUCGAGCGGGUCAUCUUUGAUCAUCUACAGAGAAACGGCGAUUGGUCGACGAGCUACAAGUUUGCAGCAGAGGCCAAGCUGCCACUUUCUCCACAAUCGGAAGCGCUGUAUGUUCAACUGCAUAAUGUCGCCGCUGCCAUGUCACGAGGCGAUUUGCGGCCGGCCAUCAGCUGGACCGAACAGGAAAGAGAGUGGUUGCUCAAGAGAAAGAGUCCAUUGGAGUUCGCGUUGCAUAGAAGUCAGUUCAUUCGCAUCGCAACGGGUGCCAUUCUGCCAGGUAGCGACGAAAAUCUAGCCAACAGAGAUCCGGACGGAGAGAAUGUCGAGAUGAUGAGUGCAUCCAUGGACCAGCUCAACACGAUCCCAGCCUCGUCGAAUACGAUGUCGGUCACGGGAUUUGCCAGCACAGCGACAGCAGAUCUCGCGCACGCGUCGUUGGCCAACACCAACGUGGAACGUGCGCUGGCGUACGGUAGAGAGCACUUUAAGCGUUUCCGCAGCACGCACCUGGACGAAAUUCAACGUCUCUUUACGCUACUUGCGUUUCUGCCGGCAUUCAUUCCGGCACCAGCGUACGGACCGGAAGGCUCGGACUCGGUGCCGGUUGAACACCUGAUUCCAACGGUACCGCUCGUGUAUCGCCCAUUGCUGGAUGCCAAGCGGGUGCACGCGCCGCUUCUCGAACCGAUGUUCCGACUCGAGUUCUGCGCACGAAACCGGAUCGCCAAGGAUGCCCCGCUGAGCAUCGGUGUAGAAGUGGGAGCGGGUGGCGCGCUCAACAAGAUCAUCAAGGUCAAGGCGGUGAUGAAAGAGAGGGGUAACGAGUGGAGUCAGGCGGAUGAGCUGCCCAUCGAGAUCCCACUGCCCACCAGGCUGCGCUUCCAUUCGAUCUUUGCGUGCCCUGUGUCCAAGGAACAGGGCACAGAGCAGAACCCGCCGAUGAUGCUCGCAUGCGGUCACGUGCUGUGCUUGGAGACUCUCACUAGAUUGGCAAAGGGCAAUGGUCGCUUCAAGUGUCCGUACUGUCCGACGGAAAGCUAUCUGAACCAGGCAAUUCGCGUCUAUUUCUGA